AUGAGUAUUCGGAUCAAUGCAACCGUUCAGGAGGCCCGGACUGCCGCAAAUCACAGCCAAGAGCAAUGGGACCGCUUCUAUUUCAUCACGAAGGACGAGGCUAGGCAGCUCGCAGAGGCGCACCCAGACUGGAAAAGAUGGAUACUGAUACCUGCGAACGAGAAGGAACAAAUGCUGGAGAGGAUCAAUGCUCGACUACGCGCAGAAGGGAUCCCGGCCGUGGAAAUGAUCAUUCUGAAAUGGCGAGUGUCCCAGCUCCUGCGAGACAUUCAGCGGAAAUACGAGGCAGGGAGUAUGCUGCAGGGUAUGCCCGUUGCAAACUCGGGGUCGGGAUCGCCAAUACAAGUACAGACAAGCCAGAUUCAGUCGGAUGGCAGCUUGCAAUCGUCAAGCCCACAACGUUCGGAAUAUUCGCCUAGCGAGACGCGCCCAUACGACCCAAUACGGGAUGUAUAG
Plenodomus lingam JN3 is the source of this 456-nucleotide messenger RNA. RefSeq lists its product as uncharacterized. The record is from RefSeq and is a predicted model, not a curated record. Lineage: Eukaryota; Fungi; Ascomycota; Dothideomycetes; Pleosporales; Leptosphaeriaceae.